CAACGAAUAUUUCACAUUGUAUUAUCGUUUAAAGAAAGUAAUAAGCUUACUGGGAUUUGAAGUUUGAUUGGCUCUUCAAAAACUUCCUCCGAAGUAAGUAGAAAUUCAUGCUUUUGAAUACAACAUACUUUUUGUAUGAUUUAAAACAAAACGACUAUUCAAAAUAUACUUACUUAUAAGAUACCUUCAUUUUGUAUCAGCAACGAAAAAAAAAAAGUUACAUUUUUAGCAUUAAAACUGUGUGUAAUUUUAACUAAGUGGAUAAUACGACAACCAAUCAUCGAUCUCAUAUUUAUUUGAUCUGAGCUGGCUUUAGAUUGCUGAUCUUUCUCUAACCGCACCGGAAAAACUGAAGUAGCAGAAUACAUCCAUAAGAAUAUUUACUUUAUUUUAUAUUUCUCAGGAACCUAACAUACUAUAAUGGGUGAAGACAAAGAUAAGGAUUGGGACCGUGAUAGGAGGCGUGGGGGUGAUAGACGAAGAUCUCGAUCUGGCUCUCCCCGUGGUAGAGCUGCACGAAGAAGGUCAAGAUCUCGUUCUAAAGAACGUAGGCGUUCAGUUUCCAGAGAAAGAAGAGGACCACUACCAGGAAGCCGCAAUGAACGCGUUCCUCGAAGAAGAAAGAAGUCUUUAUAUUGGGAUGUUCCUGCACCUGGUUUUGAACACAUAUCUACUCAACAAUAUAAAGAUAUGCAGAGUUCUGGUCAAAUUCCUCCUAGCAUUUACACAACUCAGGGUCCGGUUGUUGGUACUGUACCUGUUGUUGGUAGUACUGUUACUCGGCAAGCAAGAAGGCUUUAUGUUGGGAACAUUCCAUUUGGAUGCUCUGAAGACGAAAUGAUGGACUUUUUUAAUGCUCAGAUGCAUGUGUGUGGAUUUUCACAAGCUCAGGGCAAUCCUAUUUUAGCUUGUCAGAUAAAUUUGGACAAAAAUUUUGCCUUUCUGGAAUUUAGGUCUAUAGAUGAAACAACUCAAGCUAUGGCUUUUGAUGGUAUCAACUUCAAGGGGCAAAGUCUUAAAAUCCGUCGACCACAUGAUUAUCAGCCUGUUCCUGGAAUGUCAGAAAUUCCAAAUUCAGCUGUUCCAGGUGUUAUUUCUACAGUUGUUCAGGACUCACCAAACAAAGUUUUCAUUGGUGGAUUACCAAACUUCUUAAAUGAAGAUCAGGUAAAGGAUUUCCUCUUAUCAUUUGGCCAAUUAAAAGCCUUUAAUUUGGUUAAAGAUACUGCAACAGGCUUAUCUAAAGGAUAUGCAUUUUGUGAAUAUGUCGACACAAUCAGUACUGAUCAGGCUAUUCAAGGUCUUAAUGGUAUGCAGCUAAGUGACAAGCGUCUUAUCGUUCAGCGUGCUAGUGUUGGAGCAAAGAAUGUUCAAACAAACGUACCAGUUCAAGUACAAGUUCCUGGUUUACAGGUUACUCAAGGACCAGGUCCUGCAACAGAAAUUUUAUGCUUAAUGAACAUGGUUGUUCCAGAAGAGCUUGUUGAUGAAGAAGAAUAUGAAGAUAUUUUAGAGGAUAUUAGAGAAGAAUGUACAAAAUAUGGUACUGUUAAGAGUAUUGAAAUUCCACGACCAAUUGAAGGUGUAGAUGUCCCUGGAUGUGGAAAAGUCUUUGUUGAAUUUAACUCUAUUAUUGACUGUCAAAAAGCUCAACAAUCAUUGACUGGUAGAAAAUUUGCCAACAGAGUUGUGGUCACUUCAUAUUUCGACCCUGAUCGUUAUCAUCGAAGAGAUUUCGGAAUGUCCGUGUGUUGAUGAACAUAGAUCAAAAGUUUCAGCAUUUCGGCAUCAUUGCUUUCACUAGCCAUUAAUAAAUUUCUCAUGCUCAUUUGCUUUAAAUUUUUAAUUGACAAGAUUUUAUGUUAUUUGCAGUCAACAUUCUCUAAGUUUUUGUGUUGUGAACUGCAGAUUUAUCUAAUGUAAUUAAAGUAACAUCUCUUUUUUUUAUUGAAAUAAAUAAGUUCUUCUUCAAUAGAGACUGAAAAAUCUAUACAUUGCUAAUUAUUUUUUUUCUUCAUAUUUGUACUAUGUUAUGCCUCUUUUUUUUUCCUUAGAAAAAAAUAUUCAUUGUAUGUAUGUGUCUGUGGAUUUUCAUUUGUAAUCUGGGUAUUAUUGUAAGCUUCAGAAAAAUAAAAACUGUAAAUUAAAA
Parasteatoda tepidariorum (common house spider) is the source of this 2149-nucleotide messenger RNA. RefSeq names its product U2 small nuclear riboprotein auxiliary factor 50 (gene U2af50). Gene Ontology annotation, molecular function: RNA binding. The record is from RefSeq and is a predicted model, not a curated record. NCBI's taxonomy places the organism in Eukaryota, Metazoa, Arthropoda, Arachnida, Araneae, Theridiidae. Gene Ontology annotation, cellular component: nucleus. Gene Ontology annotation, biological process: mRNA processing.